CUUCCAUUGAGCUUGGGCAACGACGCUGGCGCACCGCCAACCUGGCCACUGGUAACAUUCGUCUUCGACCACCUUGGCCGCCAUCAUCACAAUAAGCCACGCUUUCUCGCAGGGGGGAGUCCUUGCGCUUCCUCAGCCAUGGGUGCAAGCGACUCCAAGAUCGUCUUCAAGCAGGGCAUCUUCCGGCUGUCGGAGGAACGGCACAUCCCCGCCGACGACACAUACUGGACCUCGGUUUGUACGAUCCGUCACGACGGCCGCGACAUACUGCUGAUAUCCCUUUAGUUCUGGGAGCUUCCAGAAUCGUCAGAGGAUGUUUUUAGUCUCUUCUCACCCGCCGACAUUCGCCGCACCCGCGACCGAGCCCUGGAGAAUAUAGAGACCCUCAUACUCGCAUUGACGUCACGCCUGUUCAUCCUACGGCAUCACCCAUCGUUUCCGGAUCCCGAGCUUGCGCCCGAACGCGACGCCCUGAAUUGUAUACGAGUCUUGACCCGCCUGCUGCCUUAUCUCUACGAGAAGGACAGCCUCGCCUCCUGGGAAGAGCGCUUCUUCUGGGCCGCGCGCCGGAAGAAGACUCGCAAGGCCGCCAUCGCCAACGAGGUCCUAUUCGACGAAGCGCAGGCCGAUAAGCAAGAAGCCAAGCCGGAGGCUGUAGAAUUCGAAGAUGCGAAACCACUAGCGGAAGAGUUGAUUGAUACCUUGGUCGACCUGCUCUUCUAUUCCGAUCUGACAAUAUCUCGCCAGCCGCACGGACACCCCAAGGUGACAUAUGCGAUAUGGCAAAGCGGCGUCGGAUGCCACAACACAGUGGCGACAACCAAGGAAUAUGAGAGCAACCGAUGUGAAAUAUUGCGACUACUUCUUGCUCUUGCUGGACAGAGCAUGUACAUGACGCCUUCGGUGCUGCCGCAACGAGGAGUGAGGAGCUUGACGUAUCUGUGCACAUGUCAGGACAAGCAGAUUGUCUUAUCCGUCCUGUGCUCCCUGCUCAACACCGCGCUAAAAUACAAUCCCGCAAGCUGGCGGGUGCCGUACAAUACACUGGUGUUCAAAGAUACUAAGCAGAUUCUAGUGACGGACUCGCUGCAGUUCCUGCUGGCCUUGCUUGUGUACCCCAUACCAGAAGAUAUACCGGUCCAAAAGAACUUUUACAGACACUUUCUUGGACGACUCCAUCGCCCCCAGGACUUCCAAUUCAUCGUCGAUGGAAUGAACCGGAUCCUCAGCCAGCCGCUUCAGGAGAAGACCUCAUACCUGCCGGGGACGCAAGGAGCGACCAAUUUUGCGCCAGAGAUUCUCAUGUUCUUUUGGGAAAUGACGCAAUGCAACAAGAGGUUUCGAUCCUUCAUCAUCGACACGGAUCGAGCGCACGAUUUUGUUAUUCUCACCCUGUUCUACGCGCUCGAGUACAAAAACGACUCUGCCAAGCAAGGAAUUGUUCGCAUGUGCGCCUUCAUGUUGCAAACGUUGAGCGUCGAGCCCAGUUUUGGCAAGAGUCUGAACAAGCGCUUCGAGGGUCAAGACAGCCUGCCGGCGUGCAUCCGGAUCAAUGGCUUCAGGGGCACGUACACGGAUUUCCUCAUCCAUUCCAUCUACACCCUAAUUACAACUAGUCAGGGCAACUUUGCGGCAGUAUACCCGGCACUCCUGGCCGUCAUCAACAACAUCGCACCCCAUAUCGAAAAGCUCAGUGCUUCUGGCAGCUCGCAGCUCAUGCACCUAUUUACGUCCAUGUCCUCGCCCUCAUUUUUGCUGGCCAACGAGACCAACCACACACUUCUCCACUCGCUACUGGAGUCGGUGAGUUGCAUUGUCGAGCACAACUAUCGCAAAAAUCCGGAGCUGGUGCUGGCGAUUGUCAAGAACAAGAAGCGCAUCGAGGCGCUGCGGACAUUCACGCUGGAGAGCGGGCAGGAGGAACUGGAGCGGCGAAACAGGCGAAAGAAGGACGACGGCGAUUCGUUGGACCCAUCAUCUGUGCGCAGCUCCGUCGACAGCGCACGGAGCCCGGCGAAUGCACCGGCUCGCUCGCAAACUCUGGAUGAGGUGCCCGAGGAUGGCACCUUUGCCAUCGGUGACGACGAGGAUGACAGCGACGAGGACCCGGAGCCGACUCCAGCGCCGUCCACCGUCAGCGAGAACCAGUCACAGAACUCGUCGACGGCGAACGUCGACGAUGCACUUCCAGUCCAGCUGCGGGGCAUGUCCGAGAAGGCGCGUGGCAAGAUGCCGGCGGGGGCCAGGUCGUUUUCGCGUCAGAACAGCACCACGAGCAUCGCAACGCAGUCUACUUCGGCGCCGGCCCCGGGAGCCACGUUCGAGCCGACAGCUCAGUGGAUCGACAGCUGGCUGCCUGAGCUCCCCUUGCACACUCUCCUGACAGUUAUACAGCAGGUGUCGAGCCUGUUGCCUCGGCAGGACGCCGGCAAAGACGUCGGAGGGGUCGACUUGAUGAUUCGCAUCAAGGAGACGGAGUUUGUCGGAGUCGAACCGUCGCCGCCGCGGACGCAUUUGUUUGAGUGGUCACAACUGGCGCUGGCUUGGUACGAGUCGCUCCUCUGGGGUGUCGUGUUCACGAGCGAGAUGCAGAUCGCCAAAGGUACCAUGGGCAUCUGGAACGGCACGGCCAUCAAGCUGUUCCGGGUCCAGGAGACGGCGCCAGAGGGGCCGACGCUGACGUCGCCCCGAGGCGCGGUGGAUGCGGUUGGAAGCAAUAUUGUGUCCCGCAUCGGACAGAUCAACAUUCGCGGUGGAUCGGCAAACGCUGGCUCCGGCGCGUCAGCGAGGAGCAGCAGCUGAGCUAUGGCACUUGGCCAUGGUUGUCAGGAGACGCCCAGUGCCACGGAGCCAGGAUGGGGGGCUUGUCCUGGUGUGGAUGUGAUCGGCAGGCAGGUGUGGCUUAUCGGAGUUCGGGACGCCAAUAGCCAACGGGAACCCUGAAGUGAGCUGCAAGACGAGAAGAGACCCGGACGAUUUGCACCGGAGGCUGGUUCGGUCUGACCGACUCGGACAGCGAUGGGGGGGUGGGUUGACGCCAGAUGCUUGAUCAUCUGGCGCCCAUGUAUGUAUGUACUCCAUCGAGGGGGACGGCGCGUGUACCAACUUGCCAUGUUGCGCGUCGACAAGGCAAAGCAAGGAAGCGACUCUGUGGCGACGGGGGCUGACGUAUGUGUUUGAGAGCGCGGCGUUUGUCAGGUGGCCUUGUCCAGUACAGCAGAAGCCAACGGGCAGUGAUUGCUUGUUCCGAGAAAGCCUGUCGAGCUCAUUAGUCGGUGUCUGUCCUGUGAUGCUGUGUAAUAAGGCAAGCAAGCAUGUAAAACAGGAG
Molecule: messenger RNA, 3328 nt
Organism: Purpureocillium takamizusanense
Lineage: Eukaryota; Fungi; Ascomycota; Sordariomycetes; Hypocreales; Ophiocordycipitaceae
Exons: 2
Coding region: 886-2802 (638 amino acids)
Cellular component (GO): Golgi trans cisterna; membrane; Golgi medial cisterna
Source: RefSeq, a predicted model, not a curated record